Anoplopoma fimbria (sablefish) is the source of this 687-nucleotide messenger RNA. RefSeq names its product thioredoxin domain containing 12 (endoplasmic reticulum) (gene txndc12). The transcript has 7 exons. Gene Ontology annotation, cellular component: endoplasmic reticulum. The record is from RefSeq and is a predicted model, not a curated record. The coding region runs from base 84 to 605 and encodes 173 amino acids. NCBI's taxonomy places the organism in Eukaryota, Metazoa, Chordata, Actinopteri, Perciformes, Anoplopomatidae.
AACAUCCGGGUCUCCGGUUCACCAGCAAAGACCUGCUGAUAGCUUCUAGCCGUGGUAGUGAGGGGACAUAAGGCCCAGUCAAAAUGCAAAAGUCUCUCGUGAACUUCGUUUUCUUUUCAUCCCUGCAGGUUUUGUUGUCUUUGACGUGCUUUCAAGAUGUCGUCGAAGCAGCCAGCGGGAAAGGGUUUGGAGAUAACAUCCACUGGAGGACGCUGGAUGAUGGCAAGAAGGAAGCUGAGGCCAGCGGGCUGCCAAUCAUGCUCAUCAUCCACAAGACCUGGUGUGGAGCCUGCAAAGCACUGAAGCCCAAAUUCGCUGAGUCCAAGGAAAUCUCUGAACUUGCACACAACUUUGUUAUGAUCAACCUGGAGGAUGAGGAGGAGCCAAAGGACGAUGCCUUCAGCCCCGAUGGUGGAUACAUUCCUCGGAUUCUUUUCCUUGAUCCCAGCGGUAAAGUCCAUCCUGAAAUCACCAACAAAAAUGGGAAUCCAAACUACAAGUACUUCUACAGCAACGCAGAACACGUUGUGUCCGGUAUGAAGGAGGCGCAGGAGAAGCUGACGGGCGACGACUUCAAGCAGGGUCACACUUUAGACGAGCUGUGAGGAGGCGGAGACGGGCAUCAGGCUGUAAGGGCUACACUUCCUCUACCUGAGCCUGUGCUUCAGAGCGCCCGUUAACACUCCC